AUGAUCAAUAUAUAUAUUCGUUUUGAACGCAGAAGUGAAUAUGCCUUAUAUACUGUAAGAGGUUUCGAGGCACGCCUAGAUAAUUGCCGGUACAUGAUUGUUCGUUUGGAUAGCCGAGAUGAAAGUGGAUGGUUCUUAGGUAACUUUAUGGGCUAUGCCUCUGGAAGAAGUUUGAAUCAAUCUGGUUUUGUUGAAAGCUCGACUUUGCCGUAUGUUUGUCCAUACGCCAAUGGAAUCUAUCGCGAUGACGAUAAUAACGAACUUACCCUCGUCGGCUAUAUUACCCGCGAAAACUUGAGAACGCUCUAUAGACACAGCACCACACUGGGGAAAGGCCCUAUCCCUGUCCAAGGUGCAAUAGACGUUUCUCCACUGUUAGUAAUAGGAACAGACAUAGGAGGCGCUCUUGCCGCCAUUGAGAGUUGUAAUGUUUUCCAGCAAGCAUAA
Acaulospora morrowiae is the source of this 447-nucleotide messenger RNA. The record is from the annotation of a GenBank genome assembly. NCBI's taxonomy places the organism in Eukaryota, Fungi, Glomeromycota, Glomeromycetes, Diversisporales, Acaulosporaceae.